UUCAUAAAAAUUAUCAAGUAUAAUCAACGUUAGUCAGUUAUAAGCGAUGUUGUGAAGAUGUUUGUUAUUUUUUUAUUAUUCAUUUUUGGGUUGAUUUAUUUCUAUUUAAGAAAUAAUUUUUUGUAUUGGAAGAAACGAAAUGUUCCUUAUCCACAACCGCAUAUUAUUUUUGGUAAUUUAAACAAUUCGAUUUUGUUAAAAAAAUCUAUCGGCCAAGAACAUGCGGAUAUUUAUUAUCAAUUUCCAAAUCAUCCUUACGUUGGAUUUUACAAAAUAAGAAAACCGGGAAUUAUUUUAAGAGAUCCCGAAAUAAUCCAUAACAUCACCACAAAAGAUUUUAAUAAUUUUAUGGAUAAUCCUUGGAAAAUUGAUGAAAAUCUUGAUCCUUAUUUCAGUAAACAUCCUUUUUUCCAAAAAGGACAACGUUGGAAGAUACAAAGAUCUUAUUUAAACCCAAAUUUUACCCCGGUGAAGUUAAAAACAAUGUUUCCAUUAAUGCAGAAAGUUUCCAACGAUUUGAUUAAUUUUAUUAACAACACAAAAUCAAAUAAAAACUCGAUUGAAACUAAAGAAUUAACUUCUAAAUUUACCACCGAUAUCUUAGUUAGUUGCGUGAUGGGUUUGGAAGGAAACUCGUUUAGCGAUGAAGAAGCUAGCUUUAGGAAGAUAUCAAAAUUAUGGUCGACACCGUCCACGAUUCAUGGAAUCAAAGUUUUCAUAGAGAUGAUUUUUCCAUCUUUAACAUCAAUUCUUAGAUUGAAGUUCGUCCCAAAACAAGCUGAAGACUAUUUCAAUAACGUAAUUAGUGAAAUAUUAAAAUAUAGACAAGAAAAUAAAAUAACACGAAAAGAUUUUGUAAACAACAUGAUGGAAACAAUGGAAAAAGAUACAAAUUACACAAAAGAAGACCUUAUCGCACAUAUUUUCAUCCUUUUCUCCGAAGGAAUCGAAACAAGUUCUUUUUGUUUAAAUUUUGCACUUUUUGAGUUAUCGAAAAAUUUCGAAAUUCAAGAUAAAGCCAGAACAAUAAUUAAAGAAACCUUACAAAAACACAAAGAAUUAACUUUCGAUGUUAUUAACGAUUUACAUUAUUUAGAUUGGAUUAUCCAAGAAACGCUACGAUUGUAUCCACCGGCUAUGACUUUGUCGAAAGUUUGUACUGAAACAUAUUAUCUCCCACCAAUCAACGGAAACAGUGAACAAUUAAAAAUCGAUGUUGAAACUCCGAUUGAAAUUCCCAUUUACGCAAUUCAAAGGGAUAAGAAAUAUUUUGAGGACCCCGAAAAAUUUGACCCGGAAAGAUUUUCUGAAAUAAAUCAAGUUAAAAUCGUUAAAGGAUCUUAUCUUCCUUUUGGACAAGGUCCAAGGGUUUGUAUUGGUCAAAGAUUUGCAAUGACACAAAUUAAAGUUGCUUUGGUGGCUUUGUUGGACAAUUUCGAAGUUCGUUUGAAUCCGAAAACCAAAAAUCCGAUUGAAAUCGAUGAAAGAUAUUACAUGUUGACGAGUAAACAUGAUAUUUUAUUGGAUUAUUAUAAAAUUAAUGACUCUACCUAAUGUUUUACUUGUACUAAAUGAUAACAGUUGAAUAAUAAAGUUAUUACUACUAA
Messenger RNA from Onthophagus taurus, 1607 nucleotides. RefSeq names its product cytochrome P450 6j1-like. Lineage: Eukaryota; Metazoa; Arthropoda; Insecta; Coleoptera; Scarabaeidae. Gene Ontology annotation, molecular function: oxidoreductase activity, acting on paired donors, with incorporation or reduction of molecular oxygen; heme binding; iron ion binding. The record is from RefSeq and is a predicted model, not a curated record.